AUGGCCGCCGCCUCGCUCCCGACUGGCCGCCGGCCCACCACGUCGCCGCACUUCCGGCCCGGUGCUCAGAGCGUCUUUACCAUGGACGGGAGCUACGAGUGCUGCUCGGAGGCGGCCGCCUGGUUGGGGUCCCACUUUGGGGGGGUUUCCCCCCGCGUGGGGUUGGUGUGUGGGUCCGGCCUGGGAGCUUUGGCCGAAGAUUUGGGGCAGCCCCACAGCGUGGACUACGCGGACAUCCCCCACUUCCCCCGCAGCACCGUGUCGGGCCACGCGGGCCGCCUGGUGGUGGGCACUCUGGGCUCCGUGCCCUGCGCCGUCCUGCAGGGCCGAUUCCACCUCUAUGAGGGAUACAGCCCCGCUCAGGUGG
Molecule: messenger RNA, 367 nt
Organism: Gallus gallus (chicken)
Lineage: Eukaryota; Metazoa; Chordata; Aves; Galliformes; Phasianidae
Product: purine nucleoside phosphorylase-like
Exons: 4
Biological process (GO): nucleoside metabolic process
Cellular component (GO): cytoplasm
Molecular function (GO): purine-nucleoside phosphorylase activity
Source: RefSeq, a predicted model, not a curated record